This is a messenger RNA of Aspergillus fumigatus Af293, 738 nucleotides long. Lineage: Eukaryota; Fungi; Ascomycota; Eurotiomycetes; Eurotiales; Aspergillaceae. The record is from RefSeq and is a predicted model, not a curated record.
AUGCUUGACAUACUCUCCCUGAGGACGGAAGCUGAACAUGGCCUGGCGGAUUCAAUAUUGACAGCAACGCAUCAAUAUGCCCUUCUACAGCGUGCAUCUAUACUCGAUAACCGCUUAGCACAGUGGGAGGACCGAGUUGCGCCAGAGAACAAACCUAUCACAAUAGCCCAUAUGCCACCGGGCAGUGACCCCUAUAUUGAAGUCGGACAUUGGCCCGGCCCAUUGCAUAUGUACACAGACCUUCGCGCGGCAGCCCUCCUUAACAUCAGUCGCGUUGCGCGAUGCUACCUCCUUGACAUCAUUCUCAGGCUCAAGGAUAUGCAGGCUGACACCGGCAACGAUGAUAAAGAGAGAGCAACUGCUGUCCAGCUCAUUCAGGACUUUACCUCCUCAAUCCCGUAUCACCUAGUUGAGGACUUGCAUUCAUUCUCCAUGAGUGUCCAGCGCGGCAAUCCCAUUGAGCCGCCUGGAAGAGCAGUUGGAGGAUUACUGCUGAUGUAUCCCCUGUACAUUGCUUCGCAGCUAUCUAUUGUGUCGGUACAGUUUCAGGACUACUUCAAACGGUGUCUAGUCUGGAUUGGACAAAACACGGGAGUUGGAUAUGCUUCUCUGUUGGCUAAGGUGAGAUAUACUGUCACAGGUCACAGUCUCUGUUAUGCUAAUGGACAGUCAAAGGCCCAUUUCAAUAUUCAAGAUCUAACUGCAGGAUGCAUCAUUGUGUAUGGCGGAUUGCUAUAA